Polyodon spathula (Mississippi paddlefish) is the source of this 792-nucleotide messenger RNA. Its product is annotated as C-C motif chemokine 25-like. Gene Ontology annotation, cellular component: extracellular region. NCBI's taxonomy places the organism in Eukaryota, Metazoa, Chordata, Actinopteri, Acipenseriformes, Polyodontidae. The coding region runs from base 176 to 478 and encodes 100 amino acids. The record is from RefSeq and is a predicted model, not a curated record. The transcript has 5 exons. Gene Ontology annotation, molecular function: chemokine activity; CCR chemokine receptor binding. Gene Ontology annotation, biological process: positive regulation of GTPase activity; chemokine-mediated signaling pathway; inflammatory response.
AGCAGUGCCACCAAUUGACAGACAGACAAACCAGCUGACUACUGACCAAAGGCUUGCUCAGACAUCAUCCCCAGCUCAGUAUUAUAACGUUUACUGUUUCUGGUUCUGAAUUUCCCCUGGUUCACAGUCCAAACGUGAAGCACCUGAGCCCUGGGAAUCUCCCUCAAACGCUGCCAUGAAGUUCAGAGCUCUCUUCUUCUUCCUCUUCCUGGCAUGCUUCUGUCUCAGCCUUGCGCAAGGUUCCUACGACAACUGUUGCUUAUCAUAUGUCAGCAGUGUCAAAGCGUCCGUGAAACGGGCCGUUAGAUCUUACAGGACACAGGAAACGGACGGGGGCUGCAACAUCCCAGCAAUUGUGUUUAAGCUUAGGAAAGGACAGCUAUUUUGCGCCAAUCCAGCAUUAUCUUGGGUGCAACUCUUGAUGAAAAAGCUUGAUGCGAAAAACAAGAAAGCUGAGAACCGAAAGAGGUCUGGCUGAACGUCAUCCUACCAGCCACUAGUUUCAAGGCAUGCAAGAAAUGAGAUCAAUCAUUUUCAAAUGUCCUGUAUCAGCCUGUAACAGCACUGGUGGUAGUUAACAUGCUUGUGCUGAGGAAGGUCCCUCGGGGGCCUCUUAUUCUUCUUCUGUCUGAGAAAUGACAUCAGCGGACCUUCACACUGCAUCCACUCUCCUACUUCACUGCCACAGCCAAGCCAAAGAAUCAGUCUACACUGGACAAUCCUGAUUGCUGUCACUUACUGAGACACCACAUACUGUCAUUCUGCAAAGUCGUUCCAUUAACAAAAUGCUUA